UCAGCACCACAUUUGUGUUUCGCUCCAGAACCCCAGGACCAUUUCACACACUUCACACCGCGUACAGGACCUGGAGAGGAGCAGAUUCACACGCUGGAUUUUUAUUUUUGACUUCCGAGGAGUCCACUGCUUCUUCAGACCUUUAUUGCCGGGGCAACCCGAACAGGAUGGGAGUCCAGAUGUUCGCUCUAAUAGGACUGAUGGUGGUCACAGCUGGCUCUCCGUCUCCGGCUGCUUCAGACAGUUGUCAGGAGGUGACUCGUCUGAGACAGCAAGAGAAGAUACUGAAGAGCAGGCUACUGAAACAAGAGCAUCUGCUACGCAGGUUACAACAACUGAACCAAACCCAACCAGCUCCAAACCAAUCCAAAGCAGACCGAGCCAACGACACACGGUACAGAGACUGCUCAGAGGUGUUCAGUUCUGGCUCCAGUUUGAGUGGUUUCUACAACAUCCAACCACAUGGCAGUCCCUCUCCAAUCAAAGUCUACUGUGAUAUGAAUGAAGGAGGGGGUUGGACAGUUAUACAGAGAAGGACAGAUGGCAAAGAAUUAUUCAACAGGUCAUGGGCUGAGUAUAAGGUUGGUUUUGGAGACAUGCAGUCAGAACUAGGAGAGUUCUGGCUGGGAAAUGAAAACCUGCAUUACCUUACUGCGCAAGGUGACUACUGUCUAAGAAUUAACCUGGAAGACUUUGAGGGUAACCAGCGCUAUGCAGAGUACAACAGCUUUAAAGUGGGCCCUGAAACGGAGCAGUACAAGCUGACCUUCGGAGUCUAUUCAGGUACAGCUGGAGAUUCUCUGUCCGGGAGUUUUCAGGCGGACGUGUCUGAAUGGGCCAGUCACCAGGGGAUGAAGUUCAGCACCUACGAUCAGGACAACGAUAAUCACAGAGGAAACUGUGCCCGGGAGGAUAAAGGAGGCUGGUGGUUCAACAGAUGUCAUUCAGCCCAUCUGAAUGGCCUGUACUACCCUCGUGGGUAUUACAGUGCGCUGACGGAUGACGGCGUGGUUUGGUAUGCUUGGAAAGGAUGGUGGUACUCUCUCAAGACCAGCGUCAUGCAGCUGCGACCCACUGACUUCAAAAUUGACCCAAUAUAUGAUGUGAAAUCAUUUGGAAUCACAUCUGGCAGGUUUCCAUUAGGAGGACAGACCAUCCAUUAGCACGUGGUAGAUUUUCAUGGCUGCCUUGACCAGGCACGUUCUUCUACACAUUUUUUUUCCUAUCAUGCUUACAGUUUAUUUUUGAUAAUGACUCAUUUUCUUGAGUACAAUUCUUAAGCAUAUUUUUCUGAGAGCAAAGUUUGAGCUCCUGGUCAAUUUUAGCAUUUGGGACUCAUUUGCACAUUGGAAACUAAGUGCUUAGCAUGCUGUCUUCUGAAAUAGCUGUGGUUUUGUUGCCAUCGUUGGUUCUCACCAUGACGCGCGGGGAGAACAGAUCGUCAUCUCUAGCAUGCAAGACACACUCCUGCCACAUAGCAUGAACUUGGCUGUGUGUUGAGAAAGUAAAAAAUAAAUAAAUAAAUUACUCUUUCAGCUUUAGUUAGCUGAAACUCUAUCAAAUUAGCAUUUGAUAGCACAUUUUAGCUCAUGUGGCCUCACUGCAUUGUCUUACACUACUACUACUUAUGACUGCUCCCGUUAGGGGGCGCCAUAGCGGAUCAUGUGCUUCCAUCUCUUCCUGUUUUCUGCGUCUUCCUCUGUCACACCAGCCACCAGCCACCUGCCACCUGCAUGUCCCCCCUCACCACAUCCAUAAACCUCCUCUUUGGCCUUCCUCUUCUCCUCUUCCCUGGCAGCUCCAUAAGACUGCAUUGUCUUACACUAUUAACAAAAUAGUCCCUCCAUUCCACUGUGAAUUGUGUAGUUUUCUUUUUGCUCAACGUGACAAGUAGCUGAAUAUUAAAAAGUAGAAAAAAGGUUAACAAGGUAAAACAUGUUGACAUCAGUUGCAUAGGGUGGAAGGUAAUGGAUAGCUAGGGUUAACAGACGACAUAGCCACUCUCGCUCUUUUACCGCAUUUAUAACUUGGAUUCACGAAAUAAACCAGCAAAACAAG
This is a messenger RNA of Lampris incognitus (smalleye Pacific opah), 2058 nucleotides long. RefSeq names its product fibrinogen-like 1 (gene fgl1). Gene Ontology annotation, biological process: regulation of immune response; negative regulation of T cell activation. The record is from RefSeq and is a predicted model, not a curated record. The transcript is spliced from 8 exons. The coding region runs from base 168 to 1163 and encodes 331 amino acids. NCBI's taxonomy places the organism in Eukaryota, Metazoa, Chordata, Actinopteri, Lampriformes, Lampridae.